GUACACUCACCACAUUAUUCCCACUCACCCACUCGAGUCGACGGAGGUGAAAGUACCGAAGUUCCUCUCCCGUCCCGCCAACACGCUCGAUUCUCUGCAGUCGCCUCUCUUCGUCUCUCUGCAACUUUCAGAAGUUCCGCAAAGAUGAGUACCAUGAAAUUCUGCCGCGAAUGCAACAACAUUCUUUACCCUAAGGAGGACAGGGAUCAGAAGUUGCUCCUCUACGCUUGUCGGAACUGCGACCACCAGGAAGUUGCAGAAAACUACUGUGUUUAUAGAAAUGAGGUGCAUCACUCUGCAGCAGAACGCACCCAGGUAUUGCAAGAUGUAGCAGCAGAUCCUACUCUCCCUCGCACUAAAGAUGUUCAAUGUGCUGAGUGUAAGCAUCACGAAGCUGUGUUUUUCCAGGCAACGGCCAGAGGAGAGGAAGGCAUGACGUUGUUCUUCGUCUGUUGCAACCCAAAUUGUGGGCAUCGCUGGAGAGAUUGAGGCGCUGGAAAGGAUUGCGGUGUAUGUUUUCCAAUGUCAGGGUUGCUGUGGAGUUCAAAGAGUUUCUUGCUGCGGUGGAAUGUAUUCUAGUGUAGCCUUUUGUGGGUCGGAUUUGGGCUUGACACGGCCUUUCAGAAGCCAAUUAAUGCUUUUUAGGGUGUAUUUACUGCCCAUCGUGGUGCAUAUGUGAUGCCUAUCAUUUACAAGAAGUAGGCUUUGAGUAGCAAAAUAAUGCUUUGCUGCCCUCUUAAGCACCUUCAGUGGUCCAAGUAUGGGCUUAAAAUCCCCAUAAUCCCCCUUUUGCUGCCAUCCAUUACAUUUCGUGGAACUUAGAGGUUGUUAAAAAUGAAGGAUUUGUGUAGAAGGAUUUGUGUAGAAGGAUUAUGUUGGAUUAUGCUAUGUUGAAUUUGUGUUGAGUUUUAAAAAUUGAAUAUUUGCUUGUCGGAUUUCAAAAUGGACUUUACUAUCUUGGAU
Linum tenue is the source of this 963-nucleotide messenger RNA. Lineage: Eukaryota; Viridiplantae; Streptophyta; Magnoliopsida; Malpighiales; Linaceae. The record is from the annotation of a GenBank genome assembly.